Helicoverpa zea (corn earworm) is the source of this 795-nucleotide messenger RNA. RefSeq names its product COP9 signalosome complex subunit 8 (gene CSN8). The transcript has 4 exons. Gene Ontology annotation, cellular component: COP9 signalosome. The record is from RefSeq and is a predicted model, not a curated record. Lineage: Eukaryota; Metazoa; Arthropoda; Insecta; Lepidoptera; Noctuidae. Bases 112 to 669 code for a protein of 185 amino acids. Gene Ontology annotation, biological process: COP9 signalosome assembly; protein deneddylation.
ACAAGAAAGUUGUUUUCCUGUCAAAUUGAAUGUUGUAAGUUGCGCGAAAUUGUUUAUUGUCCACGGAAUUUGUCUAAUAUUUUGUAGAUUAUAGGACUUGAAAGUUUCAAGAUGAUUACGAACUUUGACAAGCUCUGUAGUGAACUCGAAAAACAAGAAUUAGAGGCUUCAACCGGUGUGGCCUCUCCGUCGACGUACGCUCAGCUAUUGGCAAUUUACUUAUAUCAAAAUGACUUGUGUAAUGCAAAAUUCCUUUGGAAAAGAAUUCCUCAAAACAUUACAAGUAGUAAUCCAGAAAUAGCUGCAAUUUGGGCAGUGGGACAGAAGCUGUGGAAGAAGGAUCUUCCGGGAACUUACCAUGCCUUAUCUGCAUACAAUUGGACAGAACCGGUUGCCAAUAUCAUUAGAGCGUUAGAAGAUAAAGUAAGGGAGCGCACAUUUAACUUGAUUGGUCGCUCCUACAGCUCAAUAUCACUUGACACUGUUGUGUCAAUGACAGGCUUGAGCAAAGAUGCAGUCUUACACGUGUGCCGAGACCGCAAGUGGACACUGAAUGAAGAUGGUGUGACCGUCAGUCCCUCACCACCCACACAACCAGCUCCUCUACACACAUCCAGCGAAGACCAACUAUUCAAGCUUACUGAAUUUGUUUCUUUCUUAGAAAAUUAAGUAAGUCAUAUUUUGAUUCUUUCAGUUUUUGUAUCUGUCAGGAUAUUGCCUGUUCCUAAAUAAUGCUAUAAAAAGUACUGAUAUUGUAAAAGAGUAUUCUAUCAGGAAUAAAAAUAAAACAACUAA